AUGGUAAACUCUUUUUGGCCUUCUACAAACUUUGAUUUUGCUUCAGUUGAUGCCUCUAGUCUAGCGGGAGGCAUUUUAUGUGCAUGGGAUCUAGACGUGUUUUCAUUGGAUGAAGUUGUUCAAAACAAGCAUUUUAUUCUCCUAAAAGGCAAAAUUGUUCUUGACUUUGAAUGCAUUUUAAUAAAUGUUUAUGCGUCUAAUGAUCCUGGUGAUAGAAAGAUCUUAUGGGAUGAAAUUAGUAAUCUCAGGUCUCGAUUCACACUCCCUUCGUGUAUAGGCGGUGACAUCAAUGAAGUUUGCAAAAUCAGUGAAAGGAAAAAUUGUCUCAGAAUCAACCAAGGGAUGAGACAAUUUAAUGACUUCAUCAGUAAUCUGGAAUUAUGCAAUCUUCCUCUACUGGGUAGAAACUUUACUUGGUCUAACAAUCAAGAUGCCAAUAGAUGGAGCAGAAUUGAUAGGUUUAUUUGUCACCCUGAAUGGGUUGAAAAGUUCAACAUCAAACAGUGGGGAUUGCAGAGGCUUCUAUUAGAUCAUUGCCCAGUUUUGAUUAUGGAUGAUAAUAGAGACUGGGGUCCAAAACCAUUUCGAUCCCUUAAUGCGUGGGCAUCUCAUCCUGGCUUCACUAAAAUAGUCAAGGAAGCUUGGAAUAAUUGUUCAAUCUUAGGUUGGGCUGGUUUCAGAGUUUUCAUGAAACUUAAAGAAGUAAAAUCUACACUAAAAUCAUGGAAUUCAAAAACCUUUGGCAAUCUGAAUGAAAGUCUAUAUAAGAUCGAGGAGCAGCUUUAUUCUCUAGACCUAAUUCAAGAAAAUCAAGCUCUAUCAGAGGAGGAAAAUUCAUUGAGGAGGAAGUUAAAGCUUGAUCUAUGGAAAUUCCUUAGGCUCAUCGAACAAACAUGGCUACAAAAAUCAAGACAGACCUAG
Molecule: messenger RNA, 921 nt
Organism: Camellia sinensis
Lineage: Eukaryota; Viridiplantae; Streptophyta; Magnoliopsida; Ericales; Theaceae
Source: RefSeq, a predicted model, not a curated record